This is a messenger RNA of Ruditapes philippinarum (Manila clam), 1116 nucleotides long. RefSeq lists its product as uncharacterized. Gene Ontology annotation, biological process: DNA recombination; DNA integration. Gene Ontology annotation, molecular function: DNA binding. The record is from RefSeq and is a predicted model, not a curated record. Bases 1 to 1116 code for a protein of 371 amino acids. NCBI's taxonomy places the organism in Eukaryota, Metazoa, Mollusca, Bivalvia, Venerida, Veneridae. The transcript is spliced from 2 exons.
AUGAAAUUUAAAGAUGUAGAUUUCAAAGAUGAGUAUAGUUCUUAUUAUAAUUUUGAGAUUGAUCACAGUAGAUUCACAGAAAACUUUUUUGAAUAUGAACAAGGCCAAAAGGAUAUUAUUAGAUAUGCAUGUGAAGUUGAUGGCUUGCCGGAUGUCUUGGUGGAGAAGGUGUCCUCGUUGCCCGAGCUGUUAAAACAAUCUAAAGCGGAUAGUACAUAUCUUAGUUACAAGAGAGGAUUUAACCGUUGGCGUAAAUGGGUAAUUUCCAAUGGGCUUAAUAGCGGGGAGGCCUUGCCCGCCAAGGCAUUUCAUGUAGCGUUAUAUAUAGUGUCAUUAAUACAAACUGCAAAUACUAUAAGUCCAAUUUUAAAUGCUGUAUAUAGCAUUAAGUGGUAUCAUGAUUUGUUUGAAUUUCCUUCACCAACAGACUCUAGAUUAGUGAAAAAUGUCGUAGAAGGUGGAAAACGUAAACUUGCUAAGCCUAUACAUAAGAAGGAACCUAUGGCAGUAGAAUUGUUGCAUAAAAUGUUCAGUCAUAUGUACGCUGAGAAAAACAUUAUGAAUCAAAGAUUUAUAUGUAUAUGUUUAAUUGCAUUUGCUGGUUUUUUGAGAUCCGCUGAAGUGUUGAAGUUAAAGAGAAGUGAUAUUUGUUUUUAUGAUUCAUACUUAAGUAUUUUUAUUGAAUCAAGUAAAACCGAUAAGUAUCGUGAAGGAGUAUGGGUAUUAAUAGCCCGAAUCGGCACGUGUUUGUGUCCGGUUGCUAAUUUAGAAAAAUAUAUUUGUUGGACGGGUAUCCGUCCUGAUUCAGAAUGUUUUCUGUUUGGGCGUCUUACUGCUACUAAAGAUGGCCAUGUGCUAAGGAAUCAAGAUAAGCCUUUAUCUUAUAGUAAUUUCCGAGAUUUGUUUGUACAGACGUUUAAAAAGUUAGUUGAUGAUGUAAAUAAGUUUUGUAGCCAUUCUCUAAGGGCAGGAGGAGCUACUGCUGCUGCUAAUAAUGGCAUACCUGAUAGGUUAUUUAAGCGCCAUGGGAGAUGGCAUAGUGAAACCGCAAAAGAUGGUUAUGUAAAAAGUUCAGUUGAUGAGAGACUCAGAGUUUCAAAAUAUCUUGGUUUAUGA